Molecule: messenger RNA, 1597 nt
Organism: Hyposmocoma kahamanoa
Lineage: Eukaryota; Metazoa; Arthropoda; Insecta; Lepidoptera; Cosmopterigidae
Gene: Idh
Product: isocitrate dehydrogenase [NADP] cytoplasmic
Exons: 3
Coding region: 282-1508 (408 amino acids)
Biological process (GO): isocitrate metabolic process
Cellular component (GO): mitochondrion; cytosol; peroxisome
Molecular function (GO): magnesium ion binding; NAD binding; isocitrate dehydrogenase (NADP+) activity
Source: RefSeq, a predicted model, not a curated record
GAAGUAGGAAAAAUUUUAUCUUGUCUUUUAGAACUUUCCCUGCGUCUAAGUACGACGUGUCCGCAACAAGAUUUUUCGUAUAAAUUUCCUCAUAAAUAAGUGAAAGGCUUGCCUUGUCUCUCCCGUGAAGUGUUUGCCGGUCAAUUUGUUACCUAGCGUUUCGGUCAAAUAUCAUCAGUCGUUUGGGAGUACUCAGAAGAGAACGACAGGUCUUGAAUUGUUUACUAAAUAUUCCUUACUAUCACUGACGUUGCUACUUUAUUAGUUUCAGAAUUACCACAAUGUCGAAAAUCAAGGCUGGACCGGUCGUUGACAUCUUGGGAGAUGAGAUGACCAGAAUAAUCUGGGAUCUAAUUAAGGAAAAACUCAUCUUACCCUUCUUGGAUAUUGAAUUACAUGUUUACGAUUUAGGCAUUGAGAACCGAGACAAGACCAAUGAUCAAGUGACUAUAGAUUGCGCCAACGCCGUCAAGAAAUACAAUGUCGGAAUCAAGUGUGCCACCAUUACGCCUGAUGAAGUUAGAGUUGAAGAAUUCAAGCUGAAGCAAAUGUGGAGAAGCCCCAACGGCACUAUUCGUAACAUUCUUGGUGGCACAGUAUUCAGGGAGGCUAUUAUCUGUAAAAACAUUCCUCGUCUGGUGACCUGUUGGGAAAAACCAAUCGUUAUUGGUCGUCACGCACAUGGCGACCAGUACAAGGCGACUGACUUCGUUGUACCUGGAGAAGGUAAACUUGAACUGAUCUUUACCCCUGCUAAGGGAGAACCCAUUAGACAAGUAGUUAACCAGUUUAAAGGAGCUGGUGUUGCUCUUGGUAUGUACAAUACUGAUGAGUCCAUUAUUGAUUUUGCCCACUCUUCCUUCAAAUAUGCUCUGGAUAGGAAGUAUCCUUUGUACCUGAGCACGAAGAACACCAUUCUUAAGAAAUACGACGGCCGCUUCAAGGACAUUUUCCAAGAAAUCUAUGUGAAGCAAUACAAGGCGCAGUACGAGGCUGCGGGAAUUUGGUACGAGCACAGACUUAUCGAUGACAUGGUCGCGUAUGCUAUGAAAUCUGAAGGUGGUUUUGUGUGGGCAUGCAAGAAUUAUGAUGGUGAUGUUCAGUCUGAUUCUGUUGCCCAGGGUUACGGAUCACUCGGUCUUAUGACUUCAGUACUUGUUUGUCCCGAUGGAAAGACUGUAGAAGCUGAAGCUGCUCAUGGCACGGUAACCAGGCAUUACCGUAUGUAUCAACAAGGGAAGGAGACGUCCACAAAUCCAAUUGCGUCUAUAUUUGCAUGGACAAGAGGUCUGUUGCACCGUGCCAAAUUAGACGGAAACCGGGAGCUUAAGAACUUCGCCGAAACGCUAGAAGCCGUUUGUAUUGAAACUAUUGAAAGUGGCAUUAUGACUAAAGAUCUUGCUAUUUGCAUUAAAGGCAUGAACAACGUGCAAAAAUCAGACUAUUAUGAAACUUUCGAGUUUAUGAACAAGCUCGCUGAAAACUUGAAAACGAAGUUGGGAAAAUGACUGUCUAUUGAAAAGAAACGUAGUAAUUUGUAAUUUUUUUAUAAACUCGUAUCUCUAUAAUGUCACAUCUAUGGGAACAUAAGGGUAUU